AUGUGGAGGUCAUGCUUCGACUCGCUCUUAUUCGUUCUUCUGUUUUCUUUCUUAUGCUCACCCGAUUCUGGUCAGAAACUAGACCUUUUCGAUGAUGACUCAAGAUCUCGCCUUGUAAUGCUUGAUGGUAAUCUGUAUUUUCAUGCUGGGCGACAAAAAAACAUAUCGUUCAUGGCUGGUACUGAUGGCUCAAUUUAUUUUGGCGAGAAAAAUCUCAACUUAUUGCCAGAGUUGACUGAAUUUGAAGUCGUGAAGGAGGAAAUCGACAAGACAAAGGGCCGCGUUCAUCAGCUCAUAAAAAUGGCUGAUUUAUUCAAACAACAGAUUAAAUUAAAAAGUGGCGAUGUUGCAUCCCUGAACAGAAAAGUUAGUUAA
This is a messenger RNA of Brugia malayi, 375 nucleotides long. RefSeq lists its product as uncharacterized. The transcript is spliced from 4 exons. NCBI's taxonomy places the organism in Eukaryota, Metazoa, Nematoda, Chromadorea, Rhabditida, Onchocercidae. The coding region runs from base 1 to 375 and encodes 124 amino acids. The record is from RefSeq and is a predicted model, not a curated record.